Pochonia chlamydosporia 170 is the source of this 1089-nucleotide messenger RNA. Its product is annotated as lactonohydrolase. Bases 1 to 1089 code for a protein of 362 amino acids. The record is from RefSeq and is a predicted model, not a curated record. The transcript has a single exon. Lineage: Eukaryota; Fungi; Ascomycota; Sordariomycetes; Hypocreales; Clavicipitaceae.
AUGGCGCUGGUUAACAUCAGCUUGCUGGCUGCGGCUACCGAUGCCAGCUACUUUACUCACUUGUCACCUCAAGCCGCCAACACCACGGAGCCGGCCAUCUCCUUGAGGUCGUAUCAUCCAGACUUCUACAACGUAAUCGGUCACGGUGCAAAGGCCCGAAAAGUGUGGGAUCUGCCGUGGGAAGCCUUUCACGAAGCUGGCAUCUACAACCGCCGAGAUAACUCCUUAUACAUCACGUCCAACUACAAGAGUCUGGACGACAACAUUAACGUGACCGUUGUCAGCCUUGACUCGGAAGACUAUCCGUAUAAAAGCACUCAAUUUCCCAAUCUGGCAAUGGCAAAUGGCGGCACGUCAUACUAUCCGCCGGGAGCAAACCACAGCCAAACUCCUCCGAUGCAGGUGUACUGCGACGAGGGAGACUUUGAGCACUACUCGCAGCUGCUCGCCGUGGACCCAAACACAAACAAGUCCAAACCUCUGUUGACGAAUUUCCUCGGACGCAACUUUUCAUCGCUCAAUGACGUCCGGCAGCACCCUCAGACGGGAGAUCUGUGGUUUACCGACGCCGACUACGGAUACUUUCAGCACUUUCGAUCGGAGCCAACCCAACCGAAGCAGGUAUACCGUUUUGAACCAAGCACGGGCAUUGUGCAAGUGGUGGCAGACGGCUUUGUGCAGCCAAACGGUUUAGAGUUUUCGCCCGAUCUGAAGACGCUGUACGUUUCCGACACGGGCGCCCAGCAGUUCAAGAAGGUGCUCACGCAGCCGGCUACGAUAUACUCGUACGAUGUCAUCGACAAGAAGCGUCUCGCCAACAGAAGGACGUUUGCAUGGGCAGACGCCGGGUUUCCUGAUGGAGUGCAUUGCGACACUCGCGGCAACGUUUGGGCGUCUUGUGGCGACGGGGUGCACAUUUGGAACUCGCAUGGCAUCUUGCUGGGCAAAAUCUUUGUUGGAGAAAUGAGCAACAAUUUGGCCUUUGCCCCGGGCAAGGUGUUUGUGUUUGCAAAUUCUCGGCUGUGGGUUGUAGAGAAUAUCAAGGCACAAGGGAGGGAGGUGUGUCGAGAUUUCGGCGUAGGUUGUUAG